This is a messenger RNA of Endocarpon pusillum Z07020, 1695 nucleotides long. RefSeq lists its product as uncharacterized. The transcript has 2 exons. The coding region runs from base 1 to 1695 and encodes 564 amino acids. Lineage: Eukaryota; Fungi; Ascomycota; Eurotiomycetes; Verrucariales; Verrucariaceae. The record is from RefSeq and is a predicted model, not a curated record.
AUGGAGAAGCAUGUUGAUUUUGAGCUACGACAGGUACAAGAUCCAAGAGAACAAAAGGCACAGCCCUCCAGAAGACAGCCCUCUCGGUUCAUCACUGUGGAUAGUGUCCUCCAAUAUGCUUCCGAAAUUCCGUCCAUGCAGCAACGGCCGCCACCGAGACCUCGGGCUUUACGUACAGGCUCCGGCAGACCGGUCGACCCACGAUUGACAGGUCGUUCUGCUCCCCCUCAUAUGCCACCUCGCUCUACAAAACUUUCCGAGAAGCUUGUUCUCCUACCCGAGACCGUAGAGGAGGCCGACGAGAAGGGUGAUUUUGGCGAAGAUAAUGAAGCUGCACCACUCAAGGAUGGCGAGGAGGAGAGAAGACCCGGGCGGGAGAAGGCAAAGAGCUAUGCAGAACGCUUACCAAAAUCGAGACGAACCGAGAAAGAUCUUGCGCGAGUGACCGCCUACUGCACAGCGCAAGCCUAUAAGAUGAAAUCUACCGCAGCUUUCAUCAGAGAUAGGCAUGGUGCACGCACAAAGUUAUAUGAUGACUGCCUUUACACAGCGUAUCACCUUCCUUUACUACCAGGAACAGACGGCUACCGGGUACAGUGUAGUCCGCCUCUGAAGAGUGCAGGAGGUAUAGCAGUACUGGACGAAGCAAUAGAACGAAGUGAACAGGGGGGCUAUCACGGUGCUUACUUCGCAGAGGACGAGGAGCAGCACUCCGUUCGCAAUGCCGAGAGCCCCCAUGAUUCAGCCGAGCCCACACCCAUCCCAGAACAGAACAACUUCGGAAACCAUCAAAGCAAUGAUGACCGAAGAGGCAGUGACCCCUCAGCGGCAGCAACAAAACCCAUACCCAUCGCAGAAAUGUUUGUCUUCAGCUACGGUGUGGUAGUGUUCUGGAAUUUCUCCGAGAAGCAAGAGAAAGACGUCCUAGCCGACCUGACAUUCUCAUCAAUCCUUGACCCAAAGACAAACAUAGCCGCGCCACUCGCACUGGCUACUUCCCCUUUGAAUGAACAAGAUUUCGAGACGGAGGAAUUCCAUUUCGAAUACAAUAACGAGAUCUCUCGACCUCGCGUCUACAACGACAUGAUCACCCUAAGGAGCGGGGACCACAUGAUCAAACUCGCCAUCAGCCACGCCAUCGCGCAAAGCACCAAACUCAGCUUCUUCGAAGAAACCAUGGCGACGCAGAUGGAGGAAGCCAAGGACGUGCCCAAACGCCUCGCGCUCACAGGUGAACUAGGCAUGAAGCGUGAAGACAUAGUCAAGAUCCUGGGUGGCCUCUUCAAGAGCCGCGUAGAUGUGAAUCUAUCCUCCAAUGUCCUCGACGUCCCCAACCUGAUCUGGGAAUCCGAGCCAACGCUCCACCCCCUCUACAGCGCCGUGCGCGAAUACCUGGAAAUCAAACCGCGAAUCCAAGUCCUCAACGAGCGCUGCCGCGUCUUCCUCGACCUGGCCGAGAUCCUGUCCGAGUAUAUCUCCGACAACAAGAUGGAUCGCUUGACCUGGAUCAUCAUCGUCCUGAUCCUGCUGAGUAUCCUGGUGACGUGUAGCGAGGUGGUUUUGCGGUUUGGCAUCUUGACCGCGCGGAGCAGGAGGAAGGGCGGGCUGGGCGGCGAGGAUAUGGGCAUGGGGAUGGGGAUGGGUCCGCAGGAGUUGUGUGCGCAGCUCUGUAAGGGGUUGGGUGUUAUGAGCUGA